Coprinopsis cinerea okayama7#130 is the source of this 2153-nucleotide messenger RNA. RefSeq lists its product as hypothetical. The transcript is spliced from 3 exons. NCBI's taxonomy places the organism in Eukaryota, Fungi, Basidiomycota, Agaricomycetes, Agaricales, Psathyrellaceae. The coding region runs from base 1 to 1632 and encodes 543 amino acids. The record is from RefSeq and is a predicted model, not a curated record.
AUGGCUGAGUGCUCCUCCAGUCCUACCCUUACGUCGACCAUCCAGGACGUGGGCCAGGUCGUCUUCACCACCACAAUCGAGACCGUCACGACGCCCGAACCUGAACUUUCCACCAGCUUAGAAGUGACAACUGUCUGCUCCACCAAUUCGACAUCCCCAAUCUCGACCUCAUGUUCCACCAGCACCAUUACCGAAAUCAUCACAAUACCGGCGGACCCGAUAACGACGUUCGUCACCGAAGUAACGUCCACGCCGACCACCAGAGAAGUGCCGACGACGCUCUUUACCACCAUAUGUCCUCCCGACGUUGAUCCUCCGCCGCCGCCACCUUCGUCACCGCCCCCUCCCCCUCCAACCAGCGAUGAUAAUAACCAGUCCUCCUAUACACCGCCUCCAACCUCUCCUUCGAGCGGCUCUGCGGGUGGGUCAAGCACCGGGUCAUUGGGUGACACAUCAGCAAGCUCUGCUCCCACUGACCUCAGCCAAGACGACGGGGGCGGCGAGGGGACCAACGUAGCACCCAUCGUUGGAGGCGUGAUUGGCGGGUUCGUCGGUCUUGUCGCGAUCGUGAUGAUAACUUGGUUCUUCAUUAAAAAGAGCACUGGCUCUGGGCGGUUCGACAGGAUGUUUAACAAGGGCCUCGAACUUGAGGAUGAUAUUCAGCCGACUGGCCAUCCCGAGAAACCAUUCCCGCCAAAACCUGGGGCAGGUCAAUAUGGCUACAAUCCCGUCAGUCAAGAACCGAUAGGCCAUGGUCCCAACUCUGGUGGAUUGCACAACCAAGGGGGCUUUGGUCAAUACCAAGAUACCGCGUACCACCCGAACGCUCCUCAAGGUCAAGGACCUCACGAUAUGUUCACCAAUAGCACCGGUUAUCAGCCUGGCGGCAACGAGUACAACCCUUACUCUCCUGGUGAAUCGCAUCACGUUCGGACGCCGUCUGCUGCACCACUCCUCGGUGGGCUAGGGGCUGCAGCCGCAGCAGCGACAGGACACGCUGUCGCAGGAAGCUCAUCACGUCCAUCAACGAAUAGUGGCCGGCCUUCAACCGGUGGUUCCAUGCAGCCGCUUCUUCAGCACCAACAGGUUUACGGUCCAGUGUCUAAUUACGAUAACGCUCCACCUUCUGGAUAUCCAUCGAAUCACGGCCAACAUCCUCCGCAAGGUUUCUCGUAUCCGCCAAGCUCUAAUCUGUCGCAUUCGCUGAGCGCGGGCUCGUCCUCUGCUGGCGCAUCGUCUGUGUCGCCGUAUGGCCACGGUCCCUACGUUCAGCACGGCGUGCCCCCUCCCGGUAUCGCGACAACCAUGGCUGGUGGACUCCAUCAGCGCGACGAAUCCGUCACUUCGGUCGGUCGUUCGGGUAGCCCGGUUAGCAUCCAGAACACUCAGGUACUGCAAGUCAUGAACCCGGAGCCUUCGAAUUACGGUGAAGGUUCAUCGAGUGGGGCUGCUGGUUCUGGGUCUGGAACUGCUACUCAGUACGAUGGCAAAGGUAGACCUGUGAACACCAGAGGAGAGAAGGCACCUAUUGUACACCUUGAUGGUGGAAGGUACGAGGAACCCAUCGCGCCGGCUGAAGGGACAACCCAGCCUUCUUCUGGACCUGCGCCUCCUGCCUACUCUCCGUCAUGAGCGUUACCCACCCCUUUCCACUCUGCACGGCAUUCGUCAAAAUAGCAUAUUCACGACACCUUCACGCUCUGCAUUUCUAUCUGUUUCUGUUUAGCGUUCUCAUAGCCCACCCCCUUUCUAUGUCCUUUCGCACCUUCGACGCCUCAGUACCGUAGUACCCUUUCAUCUAUCCAUUCCUUCUUACCUUCUUUUUAAUAUGCUUGAAUCUACCUGGGCCUCAUUGAUGAACGGACUAUGGACAACACUGGACUUCCCCUUUCCUUCCAUUCCAUUCCAACGUACAGUCACUACUUCCAUUACUUAUCUACUCUCCCUCACUAUCGUCCAUUUACCUCACGCUUUCUAUUGGAUGAUUCGACUUCGUUGUGGUUCCAAGCCAUCCUUCACAUAAGUAAAACUAGUCAAGUUUCGUUUUCUCCCUCUAUUCAUCCCUUCUCUCGUCGUAAUGAAUAGCUGCUAACCAUGUUUUUUUAUUCGAUCGCCCUUGUUGUACAUACCGCAAUGGCAUCGGCUGGAUUGAC